This is a messenger RNA of Emys orbicularis (European pond turtle), 1943 nucleotides long. RefSeq names its product PR/SET domain 5 (gene PRDM5). The transcript is spliced from 15 exons. NCBI's taxonomy places the organism in Eukaryota, Metazoa, Chordata, Testudines, Emydidae. The record is from RefSeq and is a predicted model, not a curated record. Gene Ontology annotation, molecular function: protein binding; DNA-binding transcription factor activity, RNA polymerase II-specific; RNA polymerase II cis-regulatory region sequence-specific DNA binding. The coding region runs from base 123 to 1943 and encodes 606 amino acids. Gene Ontology annotation, biological process: regulation of transcription by RNA polymerase II.
CAGCCGGGGUAAUCCUGCAACCGGCCCCUCUGUCCCUGCCCCCUCCCCCAUCUCCUGCCCUUUGCAAUGAAAGCCCCUGUUAACUCUUCUCCCCUUUAGCAGGCGGCCCGAGUCAGUGCAAAAUGCUGGGCAUGUACGUGCCGGACAGGUUUGCCCUGAAGUCGUCUAAAGUUCAGGACGGGAUGGGGCUCUAUACGACCCGGAGAGUGAAAAAGGGUGAAAAAUUUGGCCCGUUUGCAGGAGAGAAGCGAAUGCCUCAAGAACUGGAUGAAAACACAGACUGCAGACUGAUGUGGGAGGUUCGAGGGAGUAAAGGCGAGGUCCUUUAUGUUCUGGAUGCUAGCAAUCCACGAUAUUCUAACUGGCUGCGUUUUGUCCAUGAGGCACCAUCGCAGGAACAAAAGAACCUGGCUGCCAUCCAGGAAGGUGAAAACAUUUUCUAUCUCGCUGUUGAAGAUAUUGAAACGGAUACAGAGCUGCUGAUUGGCUACCUUGAUAGUGAUAUGGAAGAAGCGGAGGAGGAGGAGGAGGAAGUGAUCCUUAACCAAGAAGAUGAAGACAAUAAUAAUAAUAAUAGUAACAACAGCAAUAAAGAACUACAACAAGCUGGUGAGAAAGAUUCUCUCAGCUGCAAAGAGGACCACACAUGUCCAAAUUGUGAAUCCAGUUUUGCCAGCCAGGAGAUCCUAGCUGAACACCUUCAGACGCUGCACCAAAAACCUAGUGAGGAAAAGGAAUUUAAGUGCAGGAACUGUGGAAAGAAAUUCCCAGUUAAACAAGCCUUACAAAGACAUUAUGAGCAGCACAAAGAGGCAUGCAAAGGGGAUGCUAGAUUCAUAUGCAAGGCUGAUAGCUGCGGGAAGAGGUUCAAGAGUAAGGAUGCUCUGAAAAAGCACAAGGAAAAUGUUCACACUGGAAAUUCUAGGAAGAAGUUGAUGUGCUCUGUGUGCAAUAAGAAGUGUUCCUCGGCUACAAAUCUUCAAGAGCAUCGAAAGGUUCAUGAGAUCUUUGAGUGUCAGGAAUGUGACAAGAAAUUUAUUUCAGCUAACCAGCUAAAACGCCAUAUGAUAACUCACUCAGAAAAACGCCCCUACACCUGCGAGGUUUGCAAUAAGUCCUUCAAACGACUUGAUCAAGUGACUGCACACAAAAUAAUACACAGUGAAGAUAAACCUUAUAAAUGCAAGCUUUGUGGAAAGGGAUUUGCCCACAGAAAUGUUUACAAGAAUCACAAGAAGACCCACUCUGAAGAGAGACCAUUCCAGUGUGAGGAAUGCAAGGCUUUGUUUCGCACCCCAUUCUCUCUGCAGAGACACCUACUAAUACAUAACAGUGAGAGGACCUUCAAGUGUGAUCACUGUGAUGCUACCUUCAAAAGGAAGGACACGUUAAAUGUUCACAUCCAAGUUGUGCAUGAUGGACAUAAGAAAUAUAAAUGUGAUCUGUGUGACAAAGCCUUUGUUACACCUUCAGUGCUUAAGAGUCAUAAAAAAACACACACAGGGGAAAAGGAGAAAAUUUGCCCAUAUUGUGGACAGAAGUUUGCAAGCAACGGAACAUUAAGAGUUCAUAUUCGGAGUCAUACAGGUGAGCGCCCUUACCAGUGUCCUUACUGUGACAAGGCUUUCAGCAAGAAUGAUGGACUAAAGAUGCACAUUCGCACCCAUACAAGGGAAAAGCCAUACCAGUGCUCUGAGUGCAACAAGGCUUUCAGUCAGAAGCGAGGCCUGGAUGAGCACAUGAGGACCCAUACUGGAGAGAAACCAUUCCAGUGUGAUGUUUGUGAUUUAUCCUUCAGCCUGAAGAAAAUGUUGAUCCGACACAAGCUGACUCACAAUCCCAAUCGUCCAAUGGCUGAAUGCCAGCUUUGCCACAAGAAGUUUACAAGAAACGACUACCUCAAAGUGCACAUGGAAAAUGUACAUGGAGAAACUGACAGCUAA